AGAACGCCGCCUCCUCCGCUUGCGGCCGGUCUGCACCAUGCUGCGAACGUCCGUCCUCCGCCUGCUAGGACGCACGGGGGCUAGUAGGCUGUCUCUCCUGGAGGACUUCGGCCCACGCUACUACAGUUCGGGCUCCCUCAGUGCCGGCGAUGAUGCUUGUGAUGUGCGCGCCUACUUCACUACACCCAUUUUCUACGUGAACGCGGCGCCGCACAUCGGGCACCUGUACUCGGCACUACUGGCGGACGCCCUAUGCCGCCACCGUCGCCUCCGAGGUCCCAGCACGGCCGCCACGCGAUUCUCCACUGGUACCGACGAGCACGGGCUGAAGAUUCAGCAGGCAGCAGCUACCGCGGGCCUGGCCCCGACCGAGCUGUGCGACCGAGUCUCUGAGCAGUUCCAGCAGCUUUUCCAGGAGGCCGGUAUCUCCUGCACAGAUUUCAUCCGCACCACGGAGGCCCGGCACCGGGUGGCUGUGCAGCACUUCUGGGGGGUGCUUAAGUCCCGCGGUCUGCUCUACAAGGGCGUCUAUGAAGGUUGGUAUUGCGCUUCCGACGAGUGCUUCCUGCCUGAGGCCAAGGUCACCCAGCAGCCGGGCCCAUCGGGGGAUUCGUUUCCUGUAUCUCUCGAGAGCGGGCAUCCAGUCUCCUGGACCAAGGAAGAAAACUACAUUUUCAGGCUUUCCCAGUUCCGGAAGCCACUCCAGCGGUGGCUGCGGGGCAACCCUCAGGCGAUCACCCCCGAACCAUUUCAUCACGUAGUUCUUCAGUGGCUGGACGAGGAGCUGCCCGACCUGUCCGUGUCUCGCAGAAGUAGCCACUUGCACUGGGGCAUUCCGGUGCCCGGGGAUGAUUCGCAGACCAUCUAUGUAUGGCUGGAUGCCCUGGUCAACUACCUCACUGUAAUUGGCUACCCAAAUGCUGAGUUCAAAUCUUGGUGGCCGGCCACCUCUCAUAUCAUAGGUAAGGACAUUCUCAAAUUCCAUGCCAUCUAUUGGCCUGCCUUCCUGUUAGGGGCCGGCAUGAGCCCGCCACAGCGCAUCUGUGUCCAUUCCCACUGGACAGUCUGUGGCCAAAAGAUGUCCAAGAGCUUGGGCAACGUGGUGGAUCCUAGGACUUGCCUUAACCGCUAUACCGUGGAUGGCUUCCGCUACUUUCUCCUUCGGCAGGGCGUCCCCAACUGGGACUGUGACUACUAUGAUGAAAAGGUGGUUAAGUUGCUGAACUCCGAGCUGGCAGAUGCCUUGGGAGGUCUCUUGAACCGAUGCACUGCCAAAAGAAUAAAUCCUUCUGAGACCUACCCAGCCUUCUGCACUACCUGCUUCCCUAGUGAGCCAGGGUUGGUGGGGCCGUCAGUUCGUGCUCAGGCAGAGGAUUAUGCUCUGGUGAGCGCAGUGGCCACUUUGCCAAAGCAGGUAGCAGACCACUAUGAUAACUUUCGGAUAUAUAAGGCUCUGGAGGCCGUGUCCAGCUGUGUCCGGCAAACUAAUGGUUUUGUCCAAAGGCAUGCACCAUGGAAGCUGAACUGGGAGAGCCCAGUGGAUGCUCCCUGGCUGGGUACUGUGCUUCAUGUGGCCUUGGAAUGUUUGCGAGUCUUUGGGACUUUGCUGCAGCCUGUCACCCCAAGCCUAGCUGACAAGCUGCUGUCUAGGCUGGGGGUCUCUGCCUCAGAGAGGAGUCUUGGAGAGCUCUAUUUCUUGCCUCGAUUCUAUGGACAUCCAUGCCCUUUUGAAGGGAGGAGGCUGGGACCUGAAACUGGGCUUUUGUUUCCAAGACUAGACCAGUCCAGGACUUGGCUGGUGAAAGCCCACCGGACCUAGAAACUCAGUUCUUACCGGCUUGUGGUAAAAAAGCAAAUGUGUUAUCUUUUUAUUUUUUAUUUUCAGGAAAGUUAUACUAGUAUUUUCUUAAGUGUGGAAUCAAAUGAGCACAUAAGCUGUGUCCCUGUGAAAAGAGGUUUGUAGCCUUUCAGGUGCCUGCUCCUAUUCAUUUCUCUGUGACCAUUGAUCACUGUCCUUUGUGCAUUGUGUGUCUAAGAUGUCUUCAGGGGAAAGAUGGGUAAGAGACAGUGUUGCUAAUGCUGUUCCUUCUUUGUGCCUCCUUCCAAACCACAGUUAUUUGCCCAAACUACCUCUCGUGGCUGGUUUUUCAUUGGCCUGGCCUCUGCUUCUCAGGCUAAUUAGUGACUCCUUUCUUUGAGGGUCAGGGUUGGAGGCCCCUUACUGGUGGUUUUACAGGGGGAUCCUACUUUGUUACACAUGUUGGGUUUCCUGAUAAAAAGAGAGUAUUUUAUUAAACCCUUGAACCAGUGUCCUAGACCAGAUGAUUUUUGCCCAUGUGUAUCCCCAUUUAAAUUCCUACAACUAAGUCUCCCUGCUUUGUUAAUAGUCCAACAGUUGGGUUGUGUAACAUCACACUUCAACCGGUAGAUGGCUCUAAUCUCACACAUUUACUUACUAAAGAUUGAGGAUUCGGAAUAUUUAGAAUAAAUUAGUUUUCUGCUUUCUAAUUUUGCAGAUCUUUACAUUUUUAUUGCUUUUCUUAAAAUAAGGGAUAGCUUUGCAACCACUAUUGUUUUAAUGGAAAGCAAAAAACCCCCCCAAACUUAUCAGAAUCCUCGUUCUUUUUCAGACUACUGAAAAAUGACAUUUACUCUGUUAAAUGUUUAAUAAGUGAAUAAGUAAAUGUAUCAAGUUGUUUAUAUAAUAAAUUAUAAAACUCUUGAGGCACUUGGUAUGUUAAAAAUUUUAAACUUUAGUAACAUUAGGUUACAGGUAUGAUUUAAAAAUUUGUAAAUAGUUCAAAAGGGCAAUGUUUUCUUUAUAUUUCUUAUAGUCUUAAUUUUGUUAUCCAUGUGCAUAAUUUACCUCAUGAUUUCUUUUGGUCAAUCAGGAUCUUUAAUACAAUAUAGAAAUUGUGUAAUAGUUAUUAUAAAUGUUAAUACACAACUUUCAGGUAAUUUUAACUGAUUAUUUCUUUUGCUCUUUUAACUUAAGUUAUUAAAGUUUAAAAGUUCGUAAGUACCUUA
Homo sapiens (human) is the source of this 3027-nucleotide messenger RNA. It is a transcript of the gene MARS2, whose product is annotated as methionyl-tRNA synthetase 2, mitochondrial. The transcript has a single exon. Bases 38 to 1819 code for a protein of 593 amino acids. Gene Ontology annotation, biological process: methionyl-tRNA aminoacylation; tRNA aminoacylation for protein translation. NCBI's taxonomy places the organism in Eukaryota, Metazoa, Chordata, Mammalia, Primates, Hominidae. The record is from RefSeq and is marked reviewed. Gene Ontology annotation, cellular component: mitochondrion; mitochondrial matrix. Gene Ontology annotation, molecular function: methionine-tRNA ligase activity; aminoacyl-tRNA ligase activity; nucleotide binding.